AUGGCGCAAAAACCGCAGACUCUGGAUGGAAAGUUGGCCAUCGUGAGCGGGAGUUCCAAAGGCAUCGGGGCAGCUAUAGCCAUCGAGCUGGCUUCGAGAGGCGCUCUCGUGGUCACAAACUAUCCGUUUGCUUUACUUGAACAAGAAGCCGAUUCCACUUUGGAAAAGAUUCGAGCCACCGGCGGGAACCAUGUGAGCGAGUGCUUCGCUGUCGAAGCCGAUCUAUCAACGGUGGACGGUCCCAGACACCUCGUCGAACAGGCCGUCAAGCGCACCAAUGGUCGCAAAGUCGACAUCCUGGUCAACAACGCCGGCAUCGCCUGGAUGACAUUCCUCAAGAACGUCACCCUCGAGGAAUGGGACGGGCAGGUCAACUUGAACGGUCGCGGGACGCUGCUUCUGACCCAAGCUGUCUUGCCGCAUCUGGCCAAACCGAGCAGGAUUGUCAACCUGAGCUCUAGCGGAGCCCGACAACCAUAUCCAGGAGCGAGCGUCUAUAACGGGACGAAAAGCAUGAUAGAGAGUUUUACUCGAUGCUGGGCUGUGGAGCUGGGUCGGGAGUAUGAGUGUACUGUCAACGCCAUUUGUCCUGGAGCCACGAAUACCGAUGCAUUCAACGGAUUGAUAGGCCCGACUCGAGACAGCCUUGAGCCAAUGCUGGCCAUGACCCCUGCGGCAUCUCGACUUGGAGAGACCGAGGAGAUCGCAUAUGCGGCCGCCUUCUUUUGCGAGGAAAGGGCCCGGUGGAUGACUGGCGUCUGCUUGGGUGUGAACGGCGGGACGCAUAUGGCAUGA
Fonsecaea nubica is the source of this 795-nucleotide messenger RNA. RefSeq lists its product as hypothetical. The record is from RefSeq and is a predicted model, not a curated record. NCBI's taxonomy places the organism in Eukaryota, Fungi, Ascomycota, Eurotiomycetes, Chaetothyriales, Herpotrichiellaceae. Bases 1 to 795 code for a protein of 264 amino acids. The transcript is spliced from 3 exons.